Notothenia coriiceps (black rockcod) is the source of this 543-nucleotide messenger RNA. RefSeq names its product pyridoxal-dependent decarboxylase domain-containing protein 1-like. The annotation marks the transcript as partial. Lineage: Eukaryota; Metazoa; Chordata; Actinopteri; Perciformes; Nototheniidae. The record is from RefSeq and is a predicted model, not a curated record. The transcript is spliced from 4 exons.
UUAGGAGAACAGCUGGUUCAGUGGGUCCCCUCCAGUGGAGUAGAUGUGGUGGAGCUGGAGGACGAAGGCGCAUGUGUUCGCUUCAGCCCCCUCCUGACUGCUGCAGUCCUGGGCACGCAGCAGGAGAACACAGAGGAGCUGGUGGAGAAGCUGUCGGAGCUGGUGCCUGCCAUGUGCUCCACCAUGAGCCUCAGGCAGGACUUCAGAGAGGAGGUCCACCGACACUCGCCCUCGCUCGCGUACCGAGAGCAGCUGAGCUGGCCCGGCCUCGGCGCUGUCCGGUACGAGCCUCAGGCUGAGGGGAUGGAUGAGAGCAGGAGGGAGGAGGAGCUGCAGAAGAUCAACAGUGAGCUACUGAAGAAACUUCAAGAACUGGACUCUGACAUCAUCUUUUCCUCCGGCCCUGAGUUUGGGACAGAGGAGGACUGUAUCUUUGUUGGCAUGGUGACCGAGGACAUGGAUGUUUCAGAGUUGGUGGACACAGUAGCUGCCCUCGGGAGGGACAUAGAGGAAAGCGGAAGGGUAACUGCUAUAAAUAUAAAU